GAAGGUUUUUUUUUCCUCUUCUUCUUUCUCCUCUUGCGGUUAUUUCAACUUGCGUCGUUUCGUGUUUGCGCCGCGCAGGUGGAGACGAGGAGGGAUCGUGCGCACACCGCGCCUCCUCUCAUAAUCCCAUCCAGAUCUCUCCCCGCGGAUGAAAACAGCACGUCCUUCUCGUUCUCUUCUUCCUUUUCCUUGGAGCAGGUGGAUGUUCGUUCCACGAGGCCCGAUGGACGGGACCACGUCGGCUGGGUUCUUUCUCUUCUUCCAACUUUGAGCGCUUCUAGCGGGUCGGAUUCUAAUGUGCGUCACUUUGUUCCGAUUUUAUUUUAAUCCCGUGAAGUGACGCGGCUCGUCAAAACAAACCAAACAAGGCUCAAGGACGUCGCGCUCCAGCUGCACUUCAUCUUUCUUUACCCACUUUUCUUUUUCGUCUUCUUCAUUUUUUUUUUUUUUUUAAUAAACAAUGUGUGUGCAAGUGUUGAUUUUGAGGAUUACAGCUGAUUUUUCCUUCUACAUGUAGACGAGGCUCUCCCUCCCUGUGUGUGUGUGUGUGUGUGUGUGUGUGUGUGAGGGGAUUCGUCAGAGGCUUAUAUAAGCUCGGUCGUCAUGUAUGCAGGACGCAAGAGGAGAAAACCGGUCCAGAGAGCGGUGAAGCAGGCGCCGACCGAAGGGGCCAAAUCCAACCCGUCCAAACGGCACCGAGACCGGCUGAAUGGCGAGCUGGAGCGGCUGGCCAGCCUGCUGCCUUUCCCCGAAGAGGUCACCGCCAGUCUGGACAAGCUGUCCAUCCUCCGCCUGAGCGUCAGCUACCUGCGCGCCAAGAACUUCUUCUCCGUCGCCCUGACCAGUCGGAGCGGAGCGACUCCAGCCGGCGGCAGCGAUGGCAACAGUAAAGCAGCAGGCGCGGCCGACGCCAAGAUCCCCGAGGGAGAACUUCUGCUGCAGGCUCUCAACGGGUUCGUCAUGGUCAUCACUGCGAGCGGAACCAUCUUCUUCUCCUCCCACACCAUCCAGGACUACCUGGGCUUCCACCAGACGGACGUCAUGCACCAGAGCGUGUAUGAGCUGGUCCACACCGAGGACCAGCAGGAGCUCAGGAGAAACUUGCACUGGGCCUUGAACCCUCCUGCCGCCGCCGCACCUGCCGUCACCCAGGACUCCCCCCAAGAGAUGGAACCCGACAGCGGCUCGGCUCUCGUCACCUACAAGCCCGAGCAGCUUCCCCCAGAGAACUCCUCGUUCCUCGAGCGGAGCUUCAUGUGUCGCUUCCGCUGCCUCCUGGACAACUCGUCCGGCUUCCUGGCGUUGAACAUCCAGGGCAGGCUCAAGUUCCUGCACGGGCAGAACCAGCGGCAGGAGAACGGGGGGAAGGCGCCGCCGCAGCUCGCCCUCUUCGCCAUCGCCACUCCCCUGCAGCCUCCGUCCAUCCUGGAGAUCCGGACCAAGAACAUGAUCUUCAGGACCAAACACAAGCUGGACUUCACGCCGCUGGCCUGCGACGCAAAGGGGAAGAUCGUGUUGGGCUACACGGAGGCGGAACUGCGGGUUCGGGGAUCUGGCUAUCAGUUCAUCCACGCGGCGGAUAUGUUGUACUGCGCGGAGAACCACGUCAGGAUGAUGAAGACGGGGGAGAGUGGUCUGACCGUGUUCCGGCUCCUCACCAAGGAGAACCGCUGGAAAUGGGUCCAGGCUAACGCCCGACUGGUGUACAAGAACGGCAAACCGGACUACAUCAUCGCCACCCAGAGGCCUCUCUUGGACGAAGAGGGGGGAGAAAACCUGCGUAAGCGCUCCAUGCAUCUACCGUUCACCUAUGCCACCGGUGAGGCUCUGCUCUACCAGUCCAACCAUCCCAUCGCAGCCUUCGGAGACGGAGGCCACGAGAAAAACGGCAGCAAAUCAAAGAAGAGCCGGACUGAGAGGCUGGUGAGGGACGGCCUGGACCCCGGCUCCCUCCUGGGGGCGCUCAUGAGUCAGGACGAGUCGGUGUACGUCUGUCAGCCCGCCCUGGAGCCCAAGAUGUCCUUCCACAGCUUCUUCGGAGAGCAAAUGGGCUUCUCCGACUCGGAACCCUCCGGCCUGCACAGGAGCUGGGACGAGCCGAGCAACGGUGUGGUGGGUCCGGGCAUCGCGGAGCCGAACACGAGCUUCGAUCCGCUGCUGGCCACGCUGGACUCCCUCUCCUUGGAGGGCCAGGGUGUGGUGGACGCAGAGGAGGGGGGCUGUUCGAACGGCGACCUGUUCGGCGCUCUGGAGGGGUUGGGGCUUAGCGCGGAGGACCUGGAGCUGCUUCUGCUCGACGAGCGGAUGAUCCGAGUCGAGAUGGACCCCGAGCGCGUGCCCACUCUGGACGACCUGCUGACGAACGACGAGAUCCUCUCGUACAUCUACGACUCCAUCGAGGGAAAGAUCGAUUCCUCAGAGCACGGAGUUGGACAGGCACCUCCGAGCACGCCCUCGGCGACGGCCACGACGUUGUCACUUCCUCAAAGCAACCCCUCCUCUGACACUAGUUUGCAAAUGCAGUUCUCUCAGCACAAGCCUCCCCUGGUGGGGCAGGCGCCGAUCCUCCAGCUGUCGCAGCAGAUGCAGCAGCACCUGAACAUGCGAACGGCGAAAGCGGCGCACGACUGGGGCCAGCAGCAGAGCGAUCGCCUGACCGCCACCAUAGUUAACGGAGAGCUGCUUGGGCAAAGUCAAUCCCUCGCCAACGGUCAAUGGGUGGCCCAAGACAUUCUGGUCACUGCGGGGAUACAACUGGGACACUUUAACACACAGCAGACUGUUUUCAACGGCAAGGCCUCGGAGGGGGAUCAGACACAUCAACACUUCCUUCAGCAGCAGCAGCAGCCCAGGAUGCAGAACAACCAGCUCUCACAGCAGUGCCACGCCAAACAGAAGGCAGCCAACCUCAACGGACUGAGCGGCGUCUCCGGCACAGAGCACGCGGCGGGCAAAUCCCAGUGGCAGGACUAUGGCUUCAGCGAGAGUCUGUCCGGCAACCCCUGCCUUGAUAACAGCCAAAAACCUCUUACGAGCACCUCACUAGACUCUAGCAUGGAUUACAGUAUGUCCGGUAUUGAGAAUGCAGAUUACGCCCUAGGCGGGAACGGUUUGUUCGGGCGGAGAGGGCAGCAGCAGCAGCACGGGGGGGCGGAGCCCAUGGUUUCGUCCUUCCAGGUGAUGAACCACAAGCGGCAGCAGCAGGAGCAGAUCCCGGUCCCGUUGGCCCAGGUCAUCUCGGGCCUGUCGCAGUGCCCCCCGCCCCCCAACGCCUCCCUGGAGCAGAUCCUCAGCGUGGGCAAGGCCUCCUGGCAGCUGGACCACUACGCCAUGGUAACCUCGGAGAUCGCUCACGACCCCGGUCACAGUAAGAUGGAGAACGGCUGCAUCCUGAACAGUGCGUACCCAGGAGGCUGCGCCCUGCCCAACGGAAACGGCCCAGCGGCGCCCCCUGCUGUCCAGAUGCCCGGCCCCGAGGCCCUGUCCGGCCUCCCCGACCCGCCAGCCACUGGCUUCUACCUCUGACCACCCCGACCCGGGAACAGUCACGCAGCAGGACACUUGUUAAAAACGGCCAGAGACACACAAUGACUGGACCAGCCUUAUACAACUAGAUACCACAACGAACAAAGCUGAAUAAAACGUAGGCCUAUGUGUAUUUCUUUUUCUCUCCUUCUUUUUUUUUUUUCAUUUUUAAUUUGGAUCAAUGUGUCGUGUUUCAAGUCAGAUUAUCAUAUGAGUCCUUUGUUUACAAUAAUGCAGUCAGGAGAGCUGAGUUGAAGUUUGUUUGAAGACGUACAGAGGUAAAAAAAAAAAAAAGUUUUUAUAAAUCUGAGGUCACAGAUACAACGCAAAGUUUAGAUUUAGAGUCAGCGAGAAAAAAAUUCGUAUCGCUCUGGGAUUGUGCGUACCACGAUCGAGAUAAGCCGAGGAGGAGAUCUCCGGAAAACGUUGGGAUUAACGGUGAUGGUUGGUGGAUGGAUGAUUGAUAUUGAUACCUCCUGGAAGCUCGAAGAAGAAGAAGAAGACAUGUAUGAAUCAGUUUAAUCACAUUCGAAGCAAAAAAGAGAUACGAAACAUUUCCUGUUCCAACUUCUCAAAUGUCAGGAUUUGCUGCUGCUUUUGAAUUUCUCUGAGUUUUAGACUGUCGGUCGAACAAAGCAAGACAUUGGAAGACGUCAGCUAUCGUAUGCAGUUCUUUGUCUUCUGAGUUUACAGGGUUCUACUUUUGUCCUGAAUUUUUCCAGAUUCAAAUUCCAAUUGUGGUUAGGGUUAUGACAACUCUGUCAUCGUAUCUGAAUGCAACACACCGUCCCCCCCCCAGUGCAACUCCAACGUGACUCCAGGUUUUUGGUUUUUUUUGGUACUGAAGGUCGACGGGAAAAGUCAGCAGCCGCUCAUCUAGUUCCUCGUCACGCAACAAGAAUGUAACCUUUCAGUGUUCAGUGAUUUCCUUGUUGAACGGUUUCACUUGUCAACGAUGAGAUUAUUCCGUAUGUGUUUGACGAAAACAAGUAUAGAAUGCGGAAAUUGUGGCUAGAAAUUAUCCUGCACUUUAUUUCAAGCACCCACUUAACGCAGAUCUGUAGUCAGGGACACUGGCGAACGACAGACCCUGUUUUUUUCCCGUUGUUGUUGUUAUUGUUUAUCUUUGAAGCAGCUGAUGCGAGAUGGACAAGUUUGUAUUUUUGAUUCCUAUGUUGAGGUACAUUUCAGGUGAUGCGUCAAUGUCCUCAUGAGCACAAACACUCCUGUACGAUUUUUUUUUAGUGUAAUCAUUUUCAUCUUUCUCCACUUGAAUUAUUUUUGUCGUCGUUGAUAAUGGUGAAAAAAUGUUGGACCUCUUGGAUGAGUUUUUUUUUUCUUUUCUUUUUUUAAAAUUCUAUUUUGUUAAAAAAAAAGUUUAACUUGACUUGAUUAGAUGAAGUCACUUAGUUUUAAUUUACUGUAUUUAUUCGUGUCCAACAGCAAGUAAGCAUUCUGGAUUGUUUAUGAAGUUUAUGUGUAAGAAAGGUUCUUGUAUGGAAAAAAAAAUAUAGAAAAUGUAAUGUUCAGCUCUCCUGAGGGGAAUCAGCAAAAUCUUUAAUUUUUUUUGUUUUUUUACAGUAAAUCCAAACCCGAAUCCGUUAGAUUACAAUCAGAUCCGAGUUUUUAAAGAAAAAGUCUAACAUGUUUGGAAAAAAAAUACAUACAGAGAGAUGAAAUGAUAUCGAUCUUUUCAUCUGAUGUGUUGUCGCUUGGAGAUCAAAAAUUCUUCACCCAAAAUGUCAGACUUUUCCUUUUGAAUGGUAGAAAACUUUGUGAUAUAUAUAUAUAUUUAUGUGUGUAUAUAUAUAUAUAUCAUCAGGUGAGUAAUUUCCGGUCUACACUGGAUCUUGGGGAAGGUACAGAAUGGUAAAACACUGAAAAAAACCAAAUGUGAGUAUUAAAAAAAGGAGAUCUCGUCUCAACUGGAAGGAUUUAGUUCUGAAUGUUUCUUGUAAAUAGUGAAACGACUGGAAAAACGAUGCAGAGUUAGAAUUAUUUCAUCAAGAAAAGAUGCUGAAAAGAGAUUUUACACUGAAUUGUUCAAACAAUGUUCAUUACUGUUGGUAUUAAUAUUAUUGCUCUAUGUUUUAUGUUGACAAUGUGAUACACGCGUCUUUAUUUUUUUGAAUUGACUUUCAUUUUUCUCCUCCUUCCCUUUCUUUUUAUUUUCUACAGCGGCAAUGUUUGCUAUAUUUAAUAUGAUCGAUGUGACUUAUUAACGGUGUGAAAAGAAAAUAAAAAAAGAUGUGUGUAUAUAUAAAAAGGCAAACUGGCUUUGACAAAUACAGGUAUGUACAUAGUUUUACGUCGAGUCACUCGUUUCAAGCACUAUUUUUAAAACACACGCUUAUCAAACUCCUUUGUUGAUUCCAUUUUUUUCCUUUUCUCUUUUUGUUUAAGAUUGUAAAUAGUAUUGUCAUCACAGAAACACUGGACUCUAUGACAGCCUGAAAAUGGUGCCAUACUACUGAGACUUGUUGAAUAGGCUACAGUGUUGGAGAGUUUUACCUUUGUCUUCUCUGCUUAGCCACAGUUCUGACGUUAACAUGUGAACAGGACGAGGUGUAGGUGUUGUAGAUUUGACCCGUUGUCCUUUGACUGCUUGUUUCAAAUGUAUCAUUUCUCUUCCUUUGAAAAUAAAGGCUCUCUUCAAUCACAGUGGGAAA
Molecule: messenger RNA, 6194 nt
Organism: Scophthalmus maximus (turbot)
Lineage: Eukaryota; Metazoa; Chordata; Actinopteri; Pleuronectiformes; Scophthalmidae
Product: aryl hydrocarbon receptor-like
Exons: 11
Coding region: 604-3525 (973 amino acids)
Biological process (GO): regulation of transcription by RNA polymerase II
Cellular component (GO): aryl hydrocarbon receptor complex; nucleus
Molecular function (GO): nuclear receptor activity; protein dimerization activity; transcription cis-regulatory region binding
Source: RefSeq, a predicted model, not a curated record